AUGCUCAGUUUAGGUGCGUUCAUCAAAGCUCCAGCUUUUAGUAUAUUCAAAUCGCCCAGUGCAGUCCCAUUUUUGGGAGGUGCCUCAGGAAUCAUAGCUAAGAGAUUCACCCACGAGUAUGCUCCAAGAUAUAAGAGAAUCAGAAAGCAAAUGAAAGGUGAUACUUCAGUCCGUACUGGUGGAUCCAUAAAAGGGAAUGCACUCGAGUACGGAAUCUACGGACUCAGACUCAAAUCGAGAGGUAUCCGUAUGACUGCCACCCAAUUACAAGAAGCAGACAAAGUGAUCAAAAGAGAAAUCAGACCUACCAAUGGUAAGUUGUUCACCAGAUUCAUCUGUAACGUUGCAGUCUGUAUCAAGGGUAACCAGACCAGAAUGGGUAAGGGUAAAGGUGCGUUCUCGCACUGGGCCGCUAGGGUGCCAACUGGGAAAGUGUUAUUCGAGAUUGACGGAACCUUCCACGAAAAGGUUGCCAAAGAAGCCUUGAGAAAGGCCGCUGCUAAGUUACCAGGGAUCUUUGAGAUUAUUGACAAAGAUUCCAAGGUCAGAGUUUCCAUUACCGAUUGUAUCGACAAGCCAGAACCAAUCAACUAUGUUGACAUGUUGAACAAGAACCCCACCAAGAAGUGGGCCAACUUGCAGACAGCAAAGGAUCCUAUGUACAUGUUGUACAGAGGAAGGUAA
Messenger RNA from Dujonia railenensis, 684 nucleotides. NCBI's taxonomy places the organism in Eukaryota, Fungi, Ascomycota, Pichiomycetes, Serinales, Debaryomycetaceae. The record is from the annotation of a GenBank genome assembly.